UGUGGUGCUGGGCAGAGCGUAAUGGCUCAGACGCUGCAGAUGGCGAUCCCUAACUUUGGCAACAACGUCCUGGAGUGUUUGAACGAGCAGCGGCUGCAGGGCCUGUACUGUGACGUCUCUGUGGUCGUCAAGGGACAUGCCUUCAAGGCCCACCGCGCGGUGCUGGCCGCCAGCAGCUCCUACUUCAGGGAUCUGUUCAACGCUGGGGGUAAGAGCUCGGUGGUGGAGCUGCCCCCGGCGGUGCAGCCGCAGAGCUUCCAGCAGAUCCUGGCCUUCUGCUACACAGGACGCCUCAGCAUGAACGUUGGAGACCAGUUCCUGCUCAUGUACACCGCCGGCUUCCUCCAGAUCCAACAGAUCAUGGAGAAAGGCACAGAGUUCUUCCUCAAGGUCUCAUCUCCAAGCUGUGACUCCCAGGGCCUCCACACUGAGGAGACCCCGCCCUCCGAGCCUCAGAGCCCUGUCACUCAAACAGUGGGAGGGGGUGGAGGUGGUGUUGUGGCAGCGGCCACAGGGAGGCCGUCCUCAUGUCUCACACCCCUCCCCCUGGUGUCCAAGGUAAAGACAGAACAGACGUCGACCACUCCUCAGAGCACCCCCCACCCGCAGCAGGAGGGCUCCCCCUACUCGGUGGUCUGCACCCCCGUGGCCAAGCGGCUGUGGGAAGGGGGCAACCGUGACGGGGUCGGAGGGUCCGGAGGUGGUGGCGGAAUGAGGAAGGCUGCACGCUAUUCUUCCUCCUCUUCCUCCUCCUCCUCUUCUAACAACACUACCCAGGAUGCCUCUGGUCGUGGACCUGCAUCUGGCAACGCUGUGAUGAUGGGCGGCGGCACCACUUCAGUGGGAGGAGCCGGACUCAACAGCAACCAUAACAACAAUAAUCACAACAACCACAAUAACCACAACAACGGUGGAACCCCCGAGGGCACGAGCCCGGGCACGCUGAGCAUGUACACCAGUGACUCGCCAAUCAGCUACCACGAUGACGAGGAGGAGGACGACGUGGCGGAUGAGAGCGCCGAAGAGCAGUACCGACAGAUCUGCAACAUGUACACCAUGUACAGCAUGCUGAACGCCGGGGCAGCCGUGGUCGGUGAGAGGGUGGAGGCUCUGCCGGACCAGGCCCCGGACUCGGGCGGCGGCCGGGGGGGCAGGGGGGCACGUUCUCGGCAGGACCUGGCUUCUCUGCCCGCCGAGCUCAUCAGCCAGAUCGGCAACCGCUGCCACCCGAAGCUGUACGAGGAGGGCGACCCGGCCGAGAAGCUGGAGCUGGUGAGCGGCACGUCCGUGUUCAUCUCCCGGGCUCAGCUCAUGAACUGCCACGUCAGCGCCGGCACCCGCCACAAAGUGCUGCUCAGACGCCUGCUGGCGGCGUUCUUCGACAGGAGCACUCUGGCAAACAGCUGUGGAACAGGAAUCCGCUCUUCAACCAACGACCCGAGUCGUAAACCGCUGGACAACCGAGUUCUGCACGCUGUCAAAUUUUAUUGCCAGAACUUUGCGCCGAGCUUCAAGGAGAGUGAGAUGAACGCCAUCGCGGCCGACAUGUGCACCAACGCUCGCCGCGUCGUCCGCAAGAGCUGGAUCCCCAAGCUCAAACUGCUGAUGGCCGACAGCGACGCCUACUCCGCCUUCCUGGCCGACAGCGUGAAGAUGGAGGCCGACGGGCUGGGGGCGGAGCAAGGCUUUGACCCCGCCUCCCUGGAGGCCGUGGCGGCGGCAGCAGCAGCCGCCAACAGUCACGAAUCAGGAGGCGGAGCCACGGCAGCUGACGCCCUCCAUGGGGCGGUGGGAGACGGCAGCACUUUGUUUUGAGUGAGUGAACGGACAGAUAGAUGGAUGGACAGAUUGAUGGGGGGGGUGAGUAGAGAACGGUGGCCUCCCUGAGGCCGGGACGACAGUUGUCAGUCCUCACUGAGCCGCCAUUUGUUUGGGGACAUGUCUCCACUUUGACUCUUCUGGUCAUUUUGUUCUGCUUUCCUUCUUCUGUUUGUCUCACUUCCAUCUUUCUCCAACGCUGAACGCCUCAUCACGGGUUGUUCCUCCUUCCUGUUCUGGUGGAGAGAGAUAGAAAGACAACAGAGAAAGAAAGGUUGCAGAGGGAAGACACCCCCCCAGAUCCUCAUCCCUCUGCAACCUUUCCAGACCUGAUAGUUUAAGCCUUUAUUUUUGUAUGUUUUAAAGUGUGUACUGUCACUGAGGCCAUUAUUCUAACCAUAAUCAAUCAGACAUUCCCUGGGGAGGGGGGGGGGGGGGUGAACCCACCCUCUAUUCCAGUAACACUGUGGUUUUUGAAUGUACGCGUGGUGGAGGUGGUGGAGGUGGUGGAGCGUGGUGAGGUGGUGGAGGCAGAGUGAGAUUGUACAGAGCCCAGUUUUAUUAUUUCUUUGCUUUAUUUCAUGUGGACGCCCCGAUGGAAGCUUCUCUGAGAGGCGUGGGGUCGACGAGGUCAGGGGUUGAAAUUAAUAUUAAUAUGUAUAUUGGCAUGGUUUAUGAUUCCCCCCACCCCCCCAUCCACACACCUCACCAACCCCUGCUCCAUGACUCCUGCUGGGCAUGCUGGGAAACUAAACGACCGGCCGCUGGAGAGAUACUGCUGACUUCCGAGCGGCAGCAUUUUUAGCUGCUGGUUGAUUUGUCGGCCAUUUUUGGUGGCAGAUAA
Molecule: messenger RNA, 2662 nt
Organism: Pleuronectes platessa (European plaice)
Lineage: Eukaryota; Metazoa; Chordata; Actinopteri; Pleuronectiformes; Pleuronectidae
Gene: nacc1b
Product: nucleus accumbens associated 1, BEN and BTB (POZ) domain containing b
Exons: 7
Coding region: 22-1815 (597 amino acids)
Biological process (GO): regulation of transcription by RNA polymerase II
Molecular function (GO): RNA polymerase II cis-regulatory region sequence-specific DNA binding; protein binding; DNA-binding transcription factor activity, RNA polymerase II-specific
Source: RefSeq, a predicted model, not a curated record